This is a messenger RNA of Stegastes partitus (bicolor damselfish), 1127 nucleotides long. Its product is annotated as coiled-coil domain-containing protein 89. The coding region runs from base 39 to 1103 and encodes 354 amino acids. The record is from RefSeq and is a predicted model, not a curated record. The transcript has 7 exons. NCBI's taxonomy places the organism in Eukaryota, Metazoa, Chordata, Actinopteri, Pomacentridae.
GAGGGAGGAAUUAGUUAGAACUUGUGUUUUCACUCGCCAUGGCGUCUCCUCAGAGUCAUGCAGAAAACUUGUUGAAGAUGGAGGGCGGCGCCGCGGAGCAUAUGGACAGUAUUCAGAAGCUACCAGAGAAAUUUCAGUGUCUUUCUACAGAGGAUGUAACCGAGAGAAAAGCGCUGCGGUCCAGGAUAGAUGAACAGUCAAGUCUGAUCUGCAUACUGAAACAGAGAGCAGAUGAGACGCUUCUCCGAUGUCAAGCCCUGCAGAAAAUCAAUACCGAGCUCGAGGAGCAAGUAACACACUGCCAGAAAGAACUGGACGGUGCAAGAAAGGAAACAGAGAAAAUAGAGAAAAGCUUUAGGAUUUUAGCUGCCAACAAUCAAGGAAUUAUUGAGUUCAUGGAGGAACACAAAAAGGAGAACGCCCAGUUGAAGCUGGAAAAUGAACAGCUGCAGAAAGAAAACCAGUCACUUUUCUCCCAAAAGUUACACGACAAAGAAGUGUUGGUUCAAAAACUAAUGCGAGAAAUCCAACUGCUGACGGAGAAAUACACAAAGACGGAAAAGGAAUAUCGGGAGAAAUUAGCUGGAUGCGAGUCAAAACUCCUGGAACAAGAAACUCAGCAUAAGGCCAAGGAAAGAUCAUUGCUCGAUCAGCUGCAUGAUGCUCACCAGCAGAACAGAGAUGGUGUAGAGAUAUGCAGAGACCUGAAGCGGAAGCAGCACGAGGCUGAAGAACAGCUUGCUUUGAUGGAAACCAACAUGAGAGAAAGCGUAACAAACCUCACUGAGGAGAAGGACAAACUACUGUGCCUUUCUAUGGAAAGAGGGAAAGUCAUACAGGAGAAACAAGGAGAAAUCCAGCAGCUGGAGACGAGAUGGAAAGAAGAGAAAACAGCCCGGCUCAAAGCACAGAAGCGGUUUGAACUGGAAGCAGAAGCGGUUAACGCAGAUGUAAGAGUGACGUCUCUCCAGUCGGCUCUUGAUGAAUCCACGACAAAGUUCGAGAAGCUCAACAGGGACUUUGAUGCCUUCAAGGAACACAGCACCAACCUCCUGACACAGGAAAGGGAGUUAAAUAAGAAACUUCGCCAUUUUUUAGGCUAAACUUUAGUUCUUAGCAAUGUGACU